This is a messenger RNA of Bursaphelenchus xylophilus (pine wood nematode), 2558 nucleotides long. Lineage: Eukaryota; Metazoa; Nematoda; Chromadorea; Rhabditida; Aphelenchoididae. The record is from the annotation of a GenBank genome assembly.
AUGCCGACCGAAUUCGAUGAAAAAACCCUCAAAGUGAUUGCGGAGUCUUUCGGAGCAGGGGAACGAAUCUCCAAUGAACAAGAAAGUUUCUUCAAUGCAUCAUUCAGGUUUGAAAAAGCGGAUCCCGCAUGGAUUUACGUAAAGGUAGGCUUAAUUUUGCAAGUACAUCAAUCUGCAGGGUUUACAUAGGCAUAGGUUUUGGUUAUGGGGCAAAAAAAGAGUAAAUUAGAAUUUCAGGGCUAUCGUCGGAACCGGAAGACCAUCAGCUUUGAAGCGAGGUUGAAGAAGAUGAAAGAAACGCAAGCCAACCGCUCCACAAUGCCCUCAAUUUGGAAGAAAUUGAGGGCACUGAUGACAAAGAUAACAUAAUAGUUCAAAUCGUAAGAAACGCCUAUGCAGGAAGGACUAGAACCCUGAGCAGAAAAGGGUUUUGAAAAGAUGUAUCUGCGUUAAAAUUUUAAGACAUUUACGACUUAUGCAGCAUUCGUAAGAUUACUGCAAAACUCAGCGGAGACGCAGCAUGGAUACAUAGAAACCAUAAAGCAUACAAUCGUAAGUUAAAUUAUGCGCUUAUUUUCAGACCAACAACGGCAGGGAUGGAAAUCGCCACAAAGAAGUUCUGUGCGCAGGAAUGAGUAAGAGCGGAUCAACCACGUAAUUGAAGACGGUAACAACUGAUCCAAUCCGUUGCCACAGACAAAACGCACCUGGCAAGUGAAACAGUAGGUGAUAAAUAGAAAAAAGAGUUUGGUAUACGUUAUCGAGCAAGACGACGAGUACAACUGCGGGAUCGUAAAAAAUAUCUAACCGAAAAUAAUGACUACGAUAUAUUAUCCGCCAAAAAGACGUUAUUAACUGCGGAAUCGUAAAAAAAUAUCUAACCGAAAUGAUGACUACGAUAUAUUAUCCGCCAAACAGACUCGUUUAAUUGUGGGUGCGUAAAAAAAGAUGCAAAAGACCAAUUGAUUUGGCAGUUUGCAUCGGGAAGCGAAACCAAUUCAUAUCGUGAUUAUCAAACCAGAAGAAGCUGUCAACGAUCUUCUCAUUUAUUCCAGGACGUGCCGACUUGUGCGUAUACAGUGUGGCACAUAUACACAUGACUAAUUUGCUAAAGAAUGCAAACAAUACGACGAUUACAAUUGUGGAGUCGAAAUAAACACAGAGGCAGGGCAAGGAGGGUAAGUGUUCAAGAAAACGUGCGGAGACGGAGUAUGGAUACAUACAAACCAUCAAGUACACAAUCGUAAGUUAAGUUAACCGCUUAUUUUCAGACCAUCACAGUGUACACUGAUCCAAACUUAUACUACGCCUGCACGCGUUUGAUGAACCAUAUGGUUGGCCCAGAAGAGAUGGCAACCGCCCCAAAGAAGUUCUGUUCGAAAAUUAGAGGCGCAGGAAAAGACCGUUUUCGUAAUUGAAGACGGUAACAAUCCAUUCAAUCCGUCGUUACAGGGUAAAUACAGAUGGUAAAUUUGAGGAUUAAUUCAAGCAAUACGGCGGUUAUAAUUGCGGAGUCGUAAUAAUGACUGAGCCCAGCAGGGAUGGCAACCGCCCGCCGCAAAGAAGUGAUGUUUGCAGUAAUCGUAAUAAUUACAGUUUGUUAUGAAGAACAAUUCAUAGAACACCGAGGAUUUUCAUUUCCCAAAACCGUCAUCGAUUCUAACUACAGAAGAAAUGGGAACAGCAGUAAGUCAGUCAUAACGUGUCCAAGGGAUCGUAAUUAAAAUUUUUGACCUGCAAAGACGAUAACACGCCGUGGUAUGAUAUUUACCAGAUUCUGCGCAUAACUGUGCGUAAUUAUUUACCAGAUUGUGUGAAUACUUCUGCGCCAUUAAGACAACAAAUGGCAAUACCACAACUCAUAUUGUGAACUAAGGGAAGACUUAAUCCGCAGUGAUGGUGACAACAAACUGCUGUGAAGGAUUCAAGAAACGAGUUUCGCGUAGUCAUCCUGGACCUAACAAGAACAUUACCGGGGGCUUUAUGGAUGGUAUGUGGCAACUAUGAUCGCUUUAUAGUCGCCAUAAGCCGCACCCGCGAGCUGUUGAUCAUCAUAGGCUCGAAUGAUGUCGAUCGUCCCAGCUUCAAUAGUGACAGAAGUGCGGUCGACUUCCUCUACGAAUAUGUGGGAUCAAAUUUUAUUGCAUGUGGCAACUAUGAUCGCUUCGUAGUCGCAAUAAGCCGCGCCCGCGAGCUGUUGAUCAUUUUUUUUGAAAAUUUGAUAAAUGAUGACUAAAACAAUAUAAAAUUUUCUCCGUAACUGGAGUGAAAUAACUUUUUUUCAGAACCAUCGACGUGAGGCGGAACUCGAAGCAGCCAAUAAGCCGGGUCCCGCCCCUCCGACCAGUGUAAAGGUCAAAAAAUCGGAAAAAUUGGACAAAUCGGAAAAGUCCGAGAAAUCAGAGAAAUCGGCAAAGGAAUCGAAAAGUGGGCAAAGUAGUGAAACUUCAGAGAAGACUCAAACGGGCACCGACGCGAAACCCGAAAAGAAAAAGAAUGCCGACCUCAGCGCUAAGGAUCACCGCUCUGCAAAAGGCGCCAAAAAUAGCAUUGUCUAG